GGAAGCGCAGCGCCCGGCCCGGGGCCCGCUUCCGGUUCCGGUCAGCGGAGGAGAAGGAAGAUGGCGGCACUGGGGAGGGGGUCGCGGCUGCUGCGCGCCGCCCAGGCCCUGAGCUCGGCGCCGGGACGCGGCAUGGCGGCGGGGGCACACGAGGCCGGGGGAGCCCGGCUGUGGAGGACGCUGAGCUUCGUCGUGGCCCUGCCCGGCGUGGCCGUGUGCAUGCUGAACUGCUACCUGAAGGCGCAGCACGAGAGCGAGCGGCCCGAGUUCGUCCCCUACACGCACCUCCGCAUCAGGACCAAGCCCUUCCCCUGGGGCGAUGGGAACAAAACUCUAUUCCACAACCCUCACGUUAACGCCCUCCCCACCGGUUAUGAAGAUGAACACUGAGAUGCUGACCACAGCCAGGACUCUGGCUCUCCCUGUGUCUGGACCAGGCUGCUCUGUGGGAACCAUCACUUAAGAAAAACCACAUUCCUUCUACAGUCAAGUUGAAUGGUGGUGCAUGCUCCACCUGUACUUGUGUAGAGGUCCUUUAAAUAAAUGAUUCCAAACUUGAA
This is a messenger RNA of Anas platyrhynchos (mallard), 560 nucleotides long. It is a transcript of the gene COX6A1, whose product is annotated as cytochrome c oxidase subunit 6A1. Gene Ontology annotation, molecular function: enzyme regulator activity. Gene Ontology annotation, cellular component: mitochondrial inner membrane; respiratory chain complex IV. Lineage: Eukaryota; Metazoa; Chordata; Aves; Anseriformes; Anatidae. Gene Ontology annotation, biological process: mitochondrial electron transport, cytochrome c to oxygen. The record is from RefSeq and is a predicted model, not a curated record.